AUGAUGGGCGUUGGGGACGACGAUGGUAGUGUGAGGGUGAAUUCGAACGGUGCUUAUCUGCAUAUAAGUAUCUGGAAAGCUGAACUUGAAAUAUUGACAUACCAUGGUAUGUCAAUAUUUCAAGUUGAAGCUAUUUUAAGAUUUUUUUCACGAUCGACUCAUUGGCGACAUUUGAAUAUGAGAUUUGUGACUCUUGAAACCACAAAUAAUAAUCACACGUAUCAAAUUAUAUACGAUACAAGUACAAGUAGCACACAGGCCAUCAUUUCAUUUUUACCAAAUGCUCAAAAUCUAUCAAAAAGCAAAAAAGUUCCGAGAAAUUCAAUAGUUGUUAAACUGUGUGAGCAAUUGCAAAUUCGAACAACAUUUCGUUGUAAUACAACUAUAUCGGAUAAUAUGAUCGAAUAUUCUUACAUUGUUAUAUACAAGGAACAAUGUUAUGAAAUCGACUGGAUUCAUACAUCAGCCUUUUUGCGUAUAAUAAGUGUUAUAAAAACCCGAAAUGACUGGAUAACACUAUUAAAAGAGUGGAUAACAUUAUCCAAGUUAAGAAAUUUAACGAUAAUAGAGGAACAAAAACAAUUUAUAACGAUGAAUUUACAAACCAGUACUCAAAUUUACUUAACAACACAGCUGACAAAUACCGCAAAUAUAAUAAAGUUUGAAAGCUCUUCUAAGUCACCUUUUUUGAAUUUUCACUCGACAACUGUUCGAUAUAUUGUUGUAGUUCUAAUUAGUAUCGUGUGUCUAAUGAAUGUUGUAUUCUGUUGUACGUUGAUGAGACAAAAUAGAUCAUCACUAUUCUCCAUAUCAAGAUCAAAACUAAAGAAUCCACAACCAGAUGAUACAUCGGAGUAUAAUAUUAGUCCAACUGGAUCAAACAUGAACACACCACCCGCAUUAAUACUAGAUGAACCAUCAACACCCACCUAUCUUUUUAGAUCAACAACAAAACAUUGA
Messenger RNA from Didymodactylos carnosus, 960 nucleotides. Lineage: Eukaryota; Metazoa; Rotifera; Eurotatoria; Philodinida; Philodinidae. The record is from the annotation of a GenBank genome assembly.